This is a messenger RNA of Dentiscutata erythropus, 1437 nucleotides long. Lineage: Eukaryota; Fungi; Glomeromycota; Glomeromycetes; Diversisporales; Gigasporaceae. The record is from the annotation of a GenBank genome assembly.
AUGUGUGACCAUACAGAAAAUUCAUGUAAUGAAAUUUUAGACAUUAAUAAUAGUAGCGAACAAAGUGGGUUUAAAUUUUCAUUGGACUCUAUAGCAAUUAAGCCUCCUUCUCCUUCUCCUGUAAGUUCACCGUUAACUACUUCAAAUUUAAAAUUUGCUUCGCAAAGCGAUUUGGGAAGACUUUUUGCUCUUCAAGGAAAUGGGGGAGUUACUUCUGAAAGUGGUACCUCAUCCCCUUCAGGUGGUGGCCCUGAACAAAUAGAACAUUCACAACAAUUUCUUCAUAAAAUAUCUCGUCCAAUACCUCCUUCUUUAAAUACCAAUUUUUCACAAUUUUUAAUGUCACAUAAUGGUAGUAAUUUUUCUUCACCUCCAUAUCAAUCAGAUAGUAUUGAUGAUGGUUCUGGCCAUCGACGAAGAGAUAGCAAUGUUUCAACAAUGUCUAUACAACUGCAUGAUGUAGUACCUGGUCAUCAACGACGUGAUAGUAAUGUAUCUAGUAUGUCAAUGCAAUUAGAUACACCUACACCUUCUAGUGGAACAGAAUCUGGUAAUGAGGAUGAGAGUAAAUCAGCAUCUUUUCCUUUUACAUUUUCGCAAAAACCAUUAACCUUAUCCAGACCAAGCACACCAACUACACCACCACCUUAUCCUUCAAGUUUUUAUUCAGCACCAACAGCGAGAACUAGUGUAUCAUCACUAAUAUCUCAUCAUCCACAACGUAUGAGGAGAAUGAGUUUAGAUAUAAGUAUUGAAACUGGUUCACUAAAUUACUCACCUGAUGGGAAAAUUGAUAAACCGUCACCAAUGCAUCGGGCCGUUAGGGCAAGAAGAGCAUCUCUUUUGCCCAAAACUAAAUCUUUUCAACGAGUUGCUAAUGAACUUCAGGAAGAAGCACGUCCAAUUGAAGCUGAAAUUAAGCAAGAAUAUAAGACUACCAAAGUUCUUAAAAACGAAUCAGAUAAUAUUAUGGAUACUGGAAAGUUAUCAGAGGAAUUCCUAAAUAAUUGGAUAAAAUUCCGUGAUAUUCAACCUUCACCGCCACCAUAUACUGCUUCGAGAUUAAAUCCAGAAAUUGAACUUGCAUUUCGUCAAGAUACGCCUUCACCUACAUCCUCUGUUGGCCCAUGGCCGUCUUGUAGCCGUAUAAAACGAAAAGCAUCAGAUGAUCGAUUUGAACCAUAUUUCAAUCCAAAACGACGAGCAGUUUCCCCAAGCUUAGUCGGCAGUCCUCCUAUUGUCUCUGGACUUUCAUCACCAUCAGCCAAUGGUUCACCAUCUUAUUCCUCAUAUGCAACUGGUUCACCCAGUAAUGGGGGAGUAGGGGGGAAUGGUUGUACACCAACAUCAAGAGGACAAAUCAAAAGUAAUAGCGGUUUAGCAAUUCUUCAUGAUGCUAAUGGAAGUUUUAGUAGGAUGAAUUUAAAUGGAGAGUAA